This is a messenger RNA of Myotis myotis, 5127 nucleotides long. RefSeq names its product family with sequence similarity 120A (gene FAM120A). The record is from RefSeq and is a predicted model, not a curated record. Gene Ontology annotation, cellular component: nucleus. NCBI's taxonomy places the organism in Eukaryota, Metazoa, Chordata, Mammalia, Chiroptera, Vespertilionidae. The transcript is spliced from 19 exons. Bases 31 to 3447 code for a protein of 1138 amino acids.
CGCCGCCCCGCGCCCGCCGCCGCCGCCGCCAUGGGCGUGCAGGGCUUCCAGGACUACAUCGAGAAGCACUGCCCGAGCGCCGUGGUGCCGGUGGAGCUGCAGAAGCUGGCCCGGGGCAGCCUGGUGGGCGGCGGGCGGCAGCGGCCCCCGCACACGCCGCUGCGCCUGCUGGUGGACGCCGACAACUGCCUGCACCGCCUCUACGGCGGCUUCUACACCGACUGGGUGAGCGGCGGCCAGUGGAACCACAUGCUCGGCUACCUGGCCGCGCUGGCCAAGGCCUGCUUCGGCGGCAACAUCGAGCUCUUCGUCUUCUUCAACGGCGCGCUCGAGAAGGCGCGGCUGCACGAGUGGGUCAAGCGGCAGGGCAACGAGCGCCAGACGGCGCAGCAGAUCGUCAGCCAUGUCCAGAACAAGGGCACCCCGCCGCCCAAGGUCUGGUUCCUGCCGCCCGUCUGCAUGGCGCACUGCAUCCGCCUGGCGCUCAUCCGCUUCCACGUCAAGGUUGCACAGAGCAUCGAGGACCAUCAUCAAGAAGUCAUUGGUUUCUGCAGAGAAAACGGCUUUCAUGGUUUGGUUGCGUACGACUCUGAUUACGCGCUGUGCAACAUCCCCUACUAUUUCAGUGCCCAUGCCCUAAAACUGAGCCGGAAUGGGAAAAGUCUCACCACAAGCCAAUACCUGAUGCAUGAAGUGGCCAAGCAGCUGGACCUGAACCCAAACCGCUUCCCUAUCUUUGCCGCUCUGUUAGGUUCCAUGUUUGCCUUCCAGGAAAUCACAUUCUACCUGAUGAAGACCUGGCUUCCUUUCACUGGAGUUUACUUGGUCCGGAACACCCACUUGCCUCACUUAAGGCCGUCAGCACCCUACUGUCUGUGUCCAUGGGUUAUGCACGUCCGGGCCCACCAGCUGGUCUUGCCGCCAUGUGACGUGGUGAUCAAGGCUGUGGCUGACUACGUCCGCAACAUCCAGGACACCUCGGACUUGGAUGCCAUAGCUAAAGAUGUUUUCCAGCAUUCUCAGUCUAGAACAGAUGACAAAGUUUUUCGAUUCAAGAGAGCAAUUGGAUAUUAUUCAGCGACUAGUAAGCCUGUGGCAUUUCACCCACCACACUACUUAGAUGAAACAGCCAGACCAAAUCCGUUUGGAAUGCCUGGGAUAGUGCCACCGUAUGUCCCCCCCCAGAUGCUCAACAUUCCACAGACCUCUCUGCAAGCCAAGCCCAUGGCUCCACAGGGGCCCAACCCAGGUGCUCCGGGUCAGGGUCCACACCAUUACAGCCUCGCUGAGCCGGCCCUCCCUUUAGAAACAAGCGGAAAGAAUCUGACUGAGCAGAACAACUACAGUAACAUUCCUCAUGAAGGAAAACAUACUCCACUGUAUGAAAGAUCUUCCCCGAUCAACCCAGCUCCGAGCGGCAGCCCCAAUCAUGUGGACUCAGCGUACUUUCCUGGUUCUUCUACGUCGUCAUCUUCAGACAAUGAUGAAGGCAGUGGAGGAGCUGCAAACCAUGUCAGUGGGAACAAAAUUGGCUGGGAGAAGACAGGAAGCCACUCGGAGCCUCCAGCGCGGGAAGACCCAGGAGACCAAACAAAGGUAGAAGGUUCGUCCACUGCCUCUUCAGGCAGCCAGCUUGCUGAAGGAAAGGGAAGCCAGAUUGGCACUGUCCAGCCAAUUCCAUGCCUCCUCUCCAUGCCCACCAGGAACCACAUGGACAUCACCACCCCGCCUCUGCCCCCUGUUGCACCCGAGGUGCUGAGAGUAGCCGAGCACCGUCACAAGAAGGGGCUGAUGUACCCGUACAUCUUCCACGUCCUGACAAAGGGUGAAAUCAAAAUUGCUGUUUCUAUUGAAGAUGAAGCCAGCAAAGACCUGCCUCCCGCCGCCCUGCUCUAUAGGCCAGUUCGUCAGUAUGUUUACGGAGUCCUGUUUAGCUUGGCAGAAAGCAGAAAGAAAACUGAGAGACUUGCUUUUAGAAAGAACAGACUUCCACCAGAAUCGGUUUCACCAGUGAUCAUUAAGGAGUGGGCAGCUUACAAAGGGAAAUCUCCGCAAACUCCAGAACUGGUGGAAGCUCUUGCCUUCAGGGAGUGGACCUGCCCCAACCUAAAGAGGCUCUGGCUGGGGAAGGCAGUGGAGGACAAGAACCGCAGGAUGAGGGCCUUCCUGGCCUGCAUGAGGUCAGACACUCCAGCCAUGCUCAACCCAGCCAGCGUGCCCACUCAUCUCACGGUGCUGUGCUGUGUCCUACGGUAUAUGGUGCAGUGGCCUGGAGCACGGAUACUGCGUCGUCAGGAGCUGGAUGCCUUCCUGGCUCAGGCAUUGUCCCCCAAACUCUACGAGCCUGAUCAGCUGCAGGAGCUCAAGAUUGAGAACCUCGACCCUCGAGGCAUUCAGCUGUCAGCUCUCUUCAUGAGUGGCGUGGACAUGGCCCUGUUUGCAAACGACGCAUGUGGCCAGCCCGUGCCCUGGGAACACUGCUGUCCUUGGAUGUAUUUUGAUGGGAAGCUCUUCCAGUCCAAACUCCUUAAAGCAAGCCGGGAAAAGACCCCACUCAUCGACCUCUGUGAUGGUCAGGCUGAGCAAGCUGCCAAGGUAGAAAAGAUGCGGCAGAGCAUCCUGGAAGGGCUGAACUUCUCCCGGCAGAGCCUCCCGCUCCCCUUCCCACCGCCCUCGGCGCUGCCUUUCUACCCCACCUCUGUGUACCCGAGGCACUUCGGGCCUGUCCCCCAAGCUCAGGGCCGAGGGCGUGGCUUUGCAGGAGUCUGUGGCUUUGGAGGCCCCUAUGGGGAAACUGUAGCAACAGGCGCCUACCGUGCCUUCCGCGUGGCGACGGCAGCAGGACACUGUGGAGCCUUCUCAGGCAGUGACGGCAGCAGGACUAGCAAGUCGCAGGGCGGAAUCCAACCUAUACCUUCUCAGGGAGGGAAGCUAGAAAUAGCUGGCACCGUGGUCGGCCACUGGGCUGGGAGCAGACGGGGCCGCGGGGGCCGGGGGCCUUUCCCCCUACAGGUCGUUUCUGUUGGAGGACCAGCAAGAGGGCGUCCAAGAGGAGUUAUUUCCACCCCCGUGAUCAGAACAUUUGGAAGAGGUGGGAGGUACUAUGGCAGAGGUUACAAAAACCAGGGUGCGAUUCAGGGCAAGCCCCCUUAUGCUGCUUCAGCAGAAGAAGUGGCCAAAGAACUGAAGUCGCGAUCCGGGGAAUCCAAGUCCUCCGCCAUAUCUUCAGACGGGUCCCUGGCUGAAAAUGGAGUGGUGGCUGAGAAGCCAGCUUCCCAGAUGAAUGGGAGUGCAGGCGACACCAGGGCCCCCAGCCACUCGGAAAGUGCCUUGAACAAUGACUCUAAGACGUGCAAUACAAAUCCUCACUUAAAUGCACUAAGCACAGACAGUGCUUGCCGUGGAGCUGAUGCUCUGGAGGCAGCUGUCUUAAAGCAAGAAGAAUAAACUUAUUUUUUAUAGAGGGUGAAGGAUGCUGGAAGGGUAAGGAUUUAGGAAUAUCUGGAGAGAAAGAGAGCCUACAGUUAUGUACAUUUUUUCCUUUCCGUAAGAGAAAAAUGAGGACUUUGGAAAUUCGGAUCCCUCUUUGAUAUCAGAGAUUUAAAAAACACAUUUUUAGUUUUAACCAGUUGUAGUCAAAAUGCUACAAUAAACAAAAAGAGAGAAAGAAAAUGAAGAGCAUUUGACUCCCACUCUUAAAAUGAAGUACACACAAAGUUUAAACUGGUUAUGACAAAAGCCUAUAGUUGUGUUUCUUGAACUAUAAAGAAAACAAAUUUUGGCAGUCUUUAAGUAUAUAUAGCUUAAAAUAUCAUUUUUAGCAUUUGGCACCAUAUGUAUGCCAUUAUCUUUGAUUUUGCAUUACUGUUCACAAGAAAGCUUUGUUUAAGGCUUUGAUUUUAUGAUUAUGAAAGAAAUAAGGCACAACCACAGUUUUUCUUUCUUACUUAAAUUUCAUCACUGUUGAUGUGGUUCUUUUGUGUUAAAAGAAAAAGUGCAACUAUCAAAACAAAAAAUUAUAGAGUAAUAUUGCCGUUCUGCUGAUUUUAAAUAUACAGUACAUCAUACAUACUUUACAAGCAAGUUAAAUGGAGAUAAAGUUGAAAUCAUAGAAGAUACAAAUGACCUUUCAAAAUCAAUACAAUGUGUUCUGAAACUUUUUGUGACUUAAAUACCAUGCAUCUGUGAUCAAUGAACUAUGUGGUUUUGAAUCGAAUGUAGACCAUUAGUGCUACUACUUGAGCUAAACUUCUGCAUGGUUCAUAAUUUUUAAAGUGUGUAGUUAAUAUUAUGCAUGUUAUUGUCCUUUCUUCCAUUCUUACCAGUAUGUGCCCAUUUGCAAAACAAAAAUGCUAAUAAUCAGUAAUAGUUCUAUAAAAGAUGUUAACUCUGUUUAGUCAUUGACUGAUCUUGCUCUAACCUUAAAAUUUUGUGAUUAUUGACCUCUGUUGCAUUUAUUCUAAAACACCCCAAAAUUAUCUAGCUGUUUCGAGUAUCAACAUUACCCUGGUGUAUUCACUGCUGUAUGCAUUACUGUUCUUUGUUGCUGUUUUAUUCCUUCAUAUUAGCAAAAUAUGAAAUUCUGUGAAAAACAAAAAAAAAUCCCUUUGAUCUUUAACCCCCCCGCCCCCUUCUGUAGCAGGAAACAAAUUGCUUGUUCUUGAGAACUUUCCCAUCAAGAAUUUAGUAGAAGCAGGUAUACUUAUAUCAUUUUGAUGUUUUUGUUAAUGUUUCCAAACAAUGUACUUUGAAAUCAGAAUCACUUCUUAUUCGUUUUCAUAUAAUUCUCCUGAUGCUCUUCAUCACACAUUAGUGAUCAGAAACGAGAUGUAAUUCCCCAAUCCCUGCCCGCAAGACCUGAGUAGGAUCUUACUGUAAGUUGAAGGGAGUUUUGCCCUAACUCAUGGAUUGUGCAAGAAUGAACUGCUGUUGGGUUUGACUGAUUGUAGAUGGGUUGUGGUGUGGUGUAUUGAAGGCUAUUGAAUGCAACUUACAAUGCUUAAUAAAAAUCUUUAUUCUUUUAGUAUAAAGUAUGGUGUGACUUUUAAAUUCCUUGUAUUUUACUGAAGUUUAAUUCAAAUUGAAACAGCUACUGAAGAGCUUGGUCAAAUAAACAAGAUUGAGAAA